GAUGGGUCCCACCUCUCCCCGCCGCCGCACCGUAUAUAAGGGGAGGCGAAGGAGUGGGAAAGGCAGUAGGAAGUUUCUGCUGGGGUCUGGAUUGGAGCUACAGAGUGAGACCGGCCCUGAAUGACCCGAACCUAAGACAAAGAGGCCCAAAGAGUCUACAUGUCUAAUAUUUAGACAUGUUCAGCUUUGUGGAUUCUCGGUUACUGCUGUUGAUAGCAGCGACUGUACUACUCACCCGCGGGCAAGGAGAAGAGGACAUCCAGACUGGAAGCUGCGUACAGGAUGGGCUCACGUACAACGACAAGGAUGUGUGGAAACCCGAGCCCUGCCAGAUCUGCGUCUGCGACAGCGGCAACAUCCUCUGCGACGAGGUGAUCUGCGAGGACACCUCCGACUGCCCCAACGCCGAGAUCCCCUUCGGAGAGUGCUGCCCCAUCUGUCCCGACACCGACGCCUCCCCAGUCUACCCAGAAAGCACUGGAGUAGAGGGUCCUAAGGGAGACACCGGCCCCAAAGGAGACAGGGGACUCCCCGGCCCCCCUGGCAGAGAUGGCAUCCCUGGACAGCCUGGCCUCCCGGGACCCCCAGGCCCUCCAGGACCUCCAGGCCUCGGCGGAAACUUCGCUCCUCAAAUGUCCUACGGCUAUGACGAGAAGGCCGGUGGCAUGGCUGUGCCCGGCCCCAUGGGUCCAGCUGGUCCCCGCGGUCUCCCUGGCCCUCCUGGUGCUCCCGGUCCUCAAGGUUUCCAAGGUCCCCCCGGUGAACCCGGAGAGCCCGGUGCAUCUGGUCCCAUGGGCCCCCGUGGUCCAGCCGGCCCCCCUGGCAAGAACGGCGAUGAUGGUGAAGCUGGCAAGCCUGGCCGUCCCGGGGAACGCGGCCCCCCUGGCCCCCAGGGUGCCCGUGGUCUGCCAGGAACCGCCGGCCUGCCGGGCAUGAAGGGACACAGAGGCUUCAGCGGUCUGGAUGGUGCCAAGGGUGAGCCUGGUCCUGCUGGACCCAAGGGUGAACCUGGCAGCCCCGGUGAGAAUGGUGCUCCUGGGCAGAUGGGUCCUCGAGGGCUUCCCGGCGAGAGAGGCCGUCCAGGUCCCUCCGGCCCUGCUGGUGCUCGCGGUAACGACGGUGCUCCCGGUGCUGCUGGUCCUCCUGGUCCAACUGGUCCCGCUGGCCCCCCUGGCUUCCCUGGUGCUGCUGGUGCUAAGGGUGAAACCGGUCCCCAAGGUGCUCGUGGCAGUGAAGGUCCUCAGGGUGCCCGUGGUGAGCCCGGUCCCCCCGGCCCCGCUGGCGCUGCUGGUCCUGCUGGCAACCCCGGUGCUGAUGGUCAACCUGGUGCCAAGGGUGCAACCGGCGCCCCUGGCAUCGCUGGCGCUCCCGGCUUCCCCGGUGCCCGCGGUCCCUCCGGACCCCAGGGUCCCAGCGGUGCCCCCGGUCCCAAGGGUAACAGCGGCGAACCCGGUGCCCCAGGCAACAAGGGAGACACUGGUGCCAAAGGCGAACCCGGUCCUGCUGGCGUCCAGGGCCCCCCCGGCCCCGCUGGUGAGGAAGGCAAGAGAGGAGCCCGCGGUGAGCCUGGCCCCGCUGGGCUUCCCGGUCCUGCUGGCGAAAGAGGUGCUCCCGGCAGCCGUGGCUUCCCCGGCGCUGACGGCAUCGCUGGUCCCAAGGGUCCCCCCGGCGAGCGCGGCUCCCCCGGCCCCGUUGGCCCCAAGGGCUCUCCUGGUGAAGCUGGCCGCCCCGGUGAACCCGGUCUCCCCGGUGCCAAGGGUCUGACUGGGAGCCCUGGCAGCCCCGGUCCCGAUGGCAAGACUGGUCCCCCUGGCCCCGCUGGUCAAGACGGCCGCCCCGGCCCCCCAGGCCCACCCGGAGCCAGAGGCCAAGCCGGCGUGAUGGGUUUCCCUGGUCCCAAAGGUGCUGCGGGUGAGCCCGGCAAACCCGGUGAGAGAGGUGCUCCCGGCCCCCCUGGCGCUGUUGGUGCUGCUGGCAAAGACGGUGAAGCUGGUGCCCAAGGUCCCCCUGGCCCUACUGGUCCCGCUGGAGAAAGAGGUGAACAAGGUCCUGCUGGUGCCCCCGGCUUCCAGGGUCUGCCAGGCCCUGCUGGCCCCCCUGGUGAGGCUGGCAAGCCCGGUGAGCAGGGUGUCCCCGGAGAUGCUGGCGCCCCCGGUCCUGCUGGUGCCAGGGGUGAGAGAGGUUUCCCUGGUGAACGCGGUGUCCAAGGCCCCCCUGGUCCCCAGGGUCCUCGUGGUGCUAACGGUGCUCCCGGUAACGAUGGUGCUAAGGGUGAUGCUGGUGCUCCCGGUGCCCCUGGAAACCAAGGGCCCCCCGGUCUGCAAGGGAUGCCCGGAGAACGUGGUGCUGCCGGCCUGCCAGGCGCCAAGGGUGACAGAGGCGACCCCGGUCCCAAAGGUGCUGAUGGCGCUCCUGGCAAAGACGGUCUCCGAGGCUUGACUGGCCCCAUUGGCCCCCCUGGCCCCGCUGGUGCUCCUGGUGACAAGGGUGAAGCUGGUCCUCCCGGUCCUGCUGGUCCCACUGGUGCCCGUGGUGCUCCUGGUGACCGCGGCGAGCCCGGCCCCCCCGGUCCUGCUGGAUUUGCUGGCCCUCCCGGUGCCGACGGCCAGCCUGGUGCUAAAGGUGAAACUGGUGAUGCUGGAGCCAAGGGUGACGCCGGCCCCCCCGGCCCUGCUGGCCCCACUGGUGCUCCUGGCCCUGCCGGUGCUGUUGGUGCUCCCGGUCCCAAAGGUGCUCGUGGUAGUGCUGGACCCCCUGGUGCUACUGGUUUCCCUGGUGCUGCUGGAAGAGUUGGACCCCCCGGCCCCUCCGGUAACAUCGGCCUCCCCGGCCCCCCCGGCCCCAGCGGCAAGGAAGGUGGCAAAGGACCCCGCGGUGAGACCGGCCCUGCUGGCCGCCCCGGUGAGCCCGGACCUGCCGGCCCCCCUGGACCCCCCGGUGAAAAAGGCUCCCCCGGCGCUGAUGGCCCCAUCGGCGCUCCUGGCACCCCCGGACCCCAAGGUAUUGCUGGCCAACGCGGUGUUGUCGGCCUCCCCGGACAGAGAGGCGAGAGAGGCUUCCCUGGGCUGCCUGGCCCCUCUGGCGAACCCGGCAAGCAAGGUCCCUCUGGUUCUCCUGGCGAGCGCGGUCCUCCCGGCCCCAUGGGCCCCCCCGGCCUGGCUGGCCCCCCUGGUGAAGCUGGACGUGAGGGUGCUCCCGGUGCUGAAGGUGCCCCCGGUCGCGAUGGUGCUGCUGGUCCCAAGGGUGACCGUGGUGAGACCGGCCCCGCUGGCCCCCCUGGUGCUCCUGGUGCCCCCGGCGCGCCCGGCCCUGUCGGUCCUGCUGGCAAGAACGGAGAUCGCGGUGAGACCGGCCCCGCUGGUCCCGCUGGCCCCCCUGGUCCUGCUGGUGCUCGUGGUCCUGCUGGUCCCCAAGGUCCCCGUGGUGACAAAGGUGAAACUGGUGAGCAGGGUGACAGAGGCAUGAAGGGUCACAGAGGCUUCUCCGGUCUCCAGGGCCCACCUGGUCCUCCUGGCGCUCCUGGUGAACAAGGUCCUUCUGGUGCUUCUGGUCCCGCUGGUCCACGAGGUCCUCCUGGCUCCGCUGGUGCCGCCGGCAAAGAUGGUCUCAAUGGGCUUCCCGGCCCCAUCGGUCCCCCCGGCCCCCGCGGUCGCACCGGCGACGUCGGCCCUGUUGGUCCCCCUGGCCCACCUGGCCCCCCUGGUCCUCCUGGUCCCCCCAGUGGCGGCUUCGACUUCAGCUUCCUGCCCCAGCCACCCCAGGAGAAGGCCCACGACGGCGGACGCUACUACCGAGCCGACGACGCCAACGUGAUGCGUGACCGUGACCUGGAGGUGGACACCACCCUCAAGAGCCUGAGCCAGCAGAUCGAGAACAUCCGCAGCCCCGAGGGCACCCGCAAGAACCCAGCCCGGACCUGCCGCGACCUCAAGAUGUGCCACGGCGACUGGAAGAGCGGCGAGUACUGGAUCGACCCCAACCAAGGCUGCAACCUGGACGCCAUCAAGGUCUACUGCAACAUGGAGACGGGCGAGACCUGCGUCUACCCAACCCAGGCCACCAUUGCCCAGAAGAACUGGUACCUCAGCAAGAAUCCCAAGGAGAAGAAGCACGUCUGGUUCGGCGAGACAAUGAGCGACGGCUUCCAGGUGAGAUGGGGGGCGCCGGGGGGGACACAAAGACACCCACAUGGGGUGGGGAUGAUGAGCAUUGUGAUGCCUAACGCCUCUUCCCCGGCAGUUCGAGUACGGCGGCGAGGGCUCCAACCCGGCCGACGUGGCCAUCCAGCUGACCUUCCUCCGCCUGAUGUCCACCGAGGCUGCCCAGAACAUCACCUACCACUGCAAGAACAGCGUCGCCUACAUGGACCAGGACACGGGCAACCUGAAGAAGGCCCUGCUCCUCCAGGGCGCCAACGAAAUCGAGAUCAGGGCCGAGGGCAACAGCCGCUUCACCUACGGCGUCACCGAGGACGGCUGCACGAGUCACACUGGCGCCUGGGGCAAGACAGUCAUCGAGUACAAGACGACAAAGACAUCCCGCCUGCCCAUCAUCGACUUGGCCCCCAUGGACGUUGGCGCUCCGGACCAGGAAUUCGGCAUCGACAUCGGCCCCGUCUGCUUCUUGUAAACCGGACCCCCACCCCACGCGUAACAGGAGAGAGUAAUAAUAACAAUAAUAAUAAUAAAAAAAAAAAAAACAGCCAAAAAAGGAGAAAAUUUCACAUGGACUUGAAUUCGUGUCGGUUUCUAUUCCAGCGUCUCUAAAAUUAUUUGCGUUUCCAUAAAAAAAAAAAAAAAAACUAAAAAAAAAACACCAAAAAAAGCAUUAAACCAAAAAAAAAAUAAAAAAAAAUAAAUGACUUUUCAAACAAAAUAACCAGGAAGUGGGUUCGCUUGCUUGCCCUCCUCUCCUCCUCCUCCUCGGCGUCGGUCUGCCCUAAGCCCCGCGGACGGCACCACUCGGACUCUCCGACAGCGCCGAGCCCGUGAUGCUCACACCCCGCGGGGCCGCCCGUGCCGAGCCCCGGAGCCGGGGAGCACCCGAAUGCAAACUCGGGCCGACCUUUCUCCACUGGGCUCUUUGCUACUUGCAUUUCAUUUUUUUCUCCUUUUUUUUUUUCUUUUUUUUUUUUUUUUUUUUUUUCUGAAAGGAAGAUGUUUAACUCUUGGUUAUAAUCUGCUUCUUGUCAUUGUUGUUUUUUUCCCUCUCUCUUCCCCCCUCCUUGUUUUUUUCUUUUUUUUUUUUUUUUUUUUUUUUUUGUUCAGGCAGCAAAAAUAACACAAUCCUGAGCAACCCACGGGGACCUGGGAGCCCGGAGCCGCCACCAUCCCGCUUUUUGCAUCCGAGCCCCGGUUCCGCAGGGGGGAGCUCCCCGAGUCCACCCCGACAGCCAAAGCCCUGGAGCGGAGCAAACCGGACCCAUCAGUGCAUAUUCUCCUUUUCUGGAAGGCUACCUCACAGCUGUGGUUUUGGUUAAUAUUUUUAAAUUUUUUUUUUCAAGUAGUUUUAGUAAUUUUUUUUAUUUUUUUCAGCCGUGCCGGGACUUUCCUGCCAGGUUCAGAUCAAAGGUGCUAAGUUUUGUCUAUUUUUUUUUCCCUCUCUAUUUUUGCUGUUCUCUCUUUUUUUUUUUUUUUUUUCCCCUCCGUUCAAGGUCCCCUUGGAGUUCUGGGGUUUCCCCCACUGGGACUUUUGUCCUGAUUUUUGCUCUUUUAUUUCGGUCCCAUUUCAGAGGCUCAAGUGGCACAAAGCCACCGAGCCGGGGACUGCGUGGUGCUACAGACACGGGGCUGCCCGAAUGGAUGCAAGUCUUGCGUUGAUUUUUGAAUUUCCCUCUAUUUUUAUUUUAUUUUUUUUUAAUUCCCCCUCAUCCUUUUGCUGCCCGGGUCGACUUGUGAAUUUUCUAAAGGUGCUAUUUAACCCCACACCCCCACGCAUCCUGACAGCGAGGCACAGAGGCAAAUGCAAGGUCGAGCCAAAAAGCCUUGGAAGGGAAAGGAAAGCACGGGGAAAGCAGCCCUGGCUCCCGGGCUUCGCAGGUGGACUCCAUCUCUGCUCUCAUCUUCCAGCAGCUCUUUCUCCAUCCAUCCAUCCAUCCAUCCAUCCACACAUCCAUCCAUCCAUCCAUCCAUCAUCAUCUCCCCCCGCUUCUCUGCCCCCCGCACCCCCCAGCCUCUCUCCUCCUCUCUUGCCGCACGGAGGGGCCGAACCCACCCCGACUGCCGGCCCAUCUCCCGGCGAGGCGGAUGCUCCAGGAGUCUGUACCUAGUUUGUAUAUGUAUAAUAAUUUGAGAUGUUUUUAAUUAUUUUGACUGCUGAAAUAAAGCAUGUGAAAUGAUCCGACAAA
Messenger RNA from Cygnus olor (mute swan), 6346 nucleotides. RefSeq names its product collagen type I alpha 1 chain (gene COL1A1). The transcript is spliced from 50 exons. The coding region runs from base 177 to 4766 and encodes 1529 amino acids. Gene Ontology annotation, biological process: angiogenesis; endothelial cell morphogenesis. The record is from RefSeq and is a predicted model, not a curated record. NCBI's taxonomy places the organism in Eukaryota, Metazoa, Chordata, Aves, Anseriformes, Anatidae. Gene Ontology annotation, molecular function: protein binding; extracellular matrix structural constituent.